AUGCGCUUUAACGACAACCGUUGGACCAGAGCCGUGAGCGACUGGGUUCCCCGCGAUAUUAAGCGCACUACAGGAAGACCGCCGACCCGAUGGUCAGAUUUCUUCACGAAGUUCUUCAAAGAAAAAUAUGAUGCUCUUCGUGUCCCACGCGAAAGAAGGAACCACUGGGCUACUCUGGCACGCGAUCAGUACAAAUGGAAGAAUUACUGGUGCCCGCUCGACCAGUUUGUAGAUCAACGGGAGUCAAAGUGA
Necator americanus (New World hookworm) is the source of this 252-nucleotide messenger RNA. RefSeq lists its product as uncharacterized. The record is from RefSeq and is a predicted model, not a curated record. The transcript has a single exon. The coding region runs from base 1 to 252 and encodes 83 amino acids. NCBI's taxonomy places the organism in Eukaryota, Metazoa, Nematoda, Chromadorea, Rhabditida, Ancylostomatidae.